UUCAUUCUUGGUUUUUCUUGUUCACUUUUGCUCUUCCAAGUUCAGAUGGGUGCUUCAUAUUCAUCACGGCAGCGUGAGCUAUUUGAAAUAGCCAAGUCUUCCAGUUGUGUCAUCCUCAGCAGCUCGGGGAUUACCGAUGAAGAUUCUUUGGUCGUUGCCGAGGGUCUCAAGGAGAACAACAAUCUGCAGGUGCUUACUCUGUAUGACAACCAGAUUGGCGAUGCAGGAGCACAGGCGAUCGGAUCUGCGCUUCGAAACAAGGCGAAUCUGUCAAUUCUUUAUUUGAGCCAAAACAAGAUCGGUGACGCUGGAGCUCGUGCCAUCGCUGAAGGCCUACAGACGUCGACUGCACUGACUGACUUGAGGAUGUCAGUCAAUCAAAUUGGCGACGCAGGAGCACGGGCGAUCGGAUCUGCGCUUCGAACCAAGGAGGACUUGUCAAUCCUCAACUUGAGCGAGAACAAGAUUAGUGACAUUGGAGCUUGUGCCAUCGCUAAAGGCCUGCAGACGUCGUCUGAGCUCACUGAGCUCUGGCUGUUCAAGAAUCAGAUUGGCGAUGCGGGAGCACAGGCGAUUGGAUCUGCACUUCGAAACAUGGCGAAUCUGUCUAUUCUCUAUUUGUGGGACAACCGGAUCUCUUCAAGUGUCGUUAAGGUUUUAUCCAACAAUCUUCCGGCAAAAUGCGAGUUCUGGGCCGAAAAUCAGCGCGUCCGCGUUCAACGUGCAAGCAUUCUCGCGAGUUCAUCUCGUGUCGCACCCACACCAGCUCCUCGAUCCAAUACUGCCAGCGCGCCUCUCGCUGCGUCUGAUCCGACGUCUGAGCAAGUUCGUCAACUCCAGGCGCGUAUUGCUCAACUGGAAUCCAAUACCAUUCCGCGAGUGUCGUUGCAAGUUCUGUCGCAAGCAACAGCGCAGUUUUCAGAGUCCAAGCGCAUCGGUGGCGGUGGAUUUGGCAAAGUCUACUCUGGUGUGUGGAGCGGUCAGCGAGUUGCCGUCAAACGGUUGGCAGCGGAUUCAAUUCAAGGUGCCCCUCAGUUCGAGGCCGAGCUCAAAGCUCUGUCACGUUUCCGUCACCCGAACAUUGUCACCAUUAUGUGUUUUGCGCAGGAAGGCAAGGAGCGCUGCUUGGUCUACGAACUGAUGGCAAACGGUUCGAUUCGCGAUCGUCUUGAUCGCAAGGAUGGGACGCCUGCAUUAAGCUGGCAGCAGCGCCGAAACAUUGCGACCGAUAUUGCAAAUGCUAUGCACUUUGUCCAGACUGCGAUUCCGCGUCAGCCGCUGUUCCACCUGGAUCUCAAGACAGACAAUGUACUGCUGGACGCUCAUUUCAACGCAAAGGUCGCCGAUUUCGGUCUGACUCGCUCCAUACCAGCUCAAGUGGAUGCUCACAGCUACAUCAAAACGAAAACAAUUGCAGGAACAUACCAGUACAUCUGCCCACAGUACCACCAGGACGGCAAGGUUUCCAUCAAGACAGACGUGUACUCGUAUGGCAUGAUUCUGCUUGAGCUGCUGACUGGACAGCCACCCAGCCUCGACCUGAUCGCCAAUGUUCGACGCGAGCUGAAACGGAGCCGUAAAAUCGAUGCAGUGCUUGACAAGGCAAUUGAUUGGAGCCCUCAAGACAAAGAAUCGGCGCAUGCCAUGGCAGAGCUUGCGGAGGAUUGCCUCCAACUCGCACGAGUUGAUCGACCGUCGUUCCGCGACAUUCUGACACAGCUAAGCCAAUUUGUCGAUCAGGGCAGCGCGCAUGCUCAUGCUACAAUGCCUCAGGAACCCAGGAUGGAGCAUCACCAUAGUAGCAUCGAAGAGCAGUUGCAACCUCAUCUGGAUUCGGAUCUCGUUCGUUCUCGAAUGGAGCAGCAGCAGCAGCACGCACAAUCUGCAGAGGUCAGCGCUGAAUCAAUCUCACGACUGAGUCAUCCUCACAGCGCCAUCAAGGAGCAACUAUCUCCUAUGACAAAUUCGAUUGUCGUGAACGCCAGCAUGCAGUCGCAGCUAGACUCCGAAAACUGAUCGGAAGUGAGGUCGGACAGCGAUCGUGCGUGCAGCUGAUGCCGUGCUGCCACGCAUGUGUUUGCGUUGCAUGUGCUCAAACGAUGAUUAAGCGUCAACACAAGUGCAUGAUUUGUCAUGUAUUCCGACUUUGUUUCAAGAAGGGACGUUCGUCAAGACUUUGGUUCUGUGAGCUUUGCUAUUGUUUUGUUCUUGUUCAUUAGUUCACGUAACACAUUCAUACAUUUUACAGCUUAUUCACACCGG
Messenger RNA from Capsaspora owczarzaki ATCC 30864, 2262 nucleotides. RefSeq lists its product as hypothetical. The record is from RefSeq and is a predicted model, not a curated record. The transcript has 10 exons. Lineage: Eukaryota; Filasterea; Ministeriida; Capsasporidae. The coding region runs from base 46 to 2016 and encodes 656 amino acids. Gene Ontology annotation, molecular function: ATP binding; protein binding; protein kinase activity. Gene Ontology annotation, biological process: protein phosphorylation.